GGGCCCGGGCGGAGCAGCGAAAGGCCAUGGCCGAGCCGGCCCCGGUACCUCUGACUUUUGAGGAUAUUGCCGUUUACUUCUCAGAGCAAGAAUGGCAGGAUCUAGAGGCCUGGCAGAAGGAGCUUUACAAGCAUGUGAUGAGAACCAAUUAUGAGAUUCUGGUGUCUCUAGAUGGUGGACUUCCCAAACCGGAGCUGAUAUCCUGGAUUGAACAGGGGAGCGUGCUCUUCAGGAAUUUAGGAGAACCACAAAAGUCAGGAAACAUAAUUUUCAACCCUGCUGAUUUGCAUUUCGAUCCAGUUAUUGAGGGACAGCAGUUUUGGAUUUCAGGAAGCCAGCAAGCUGUGAAUUCAAGAGAAUCUGAAUGCCAUUUCCAAGUUGAUCCUCUUGAGGGCCAGGAUUCCUCUGAACCCUUACUAAGAAAAAGUGGAGAUGUUUCCUUCAGGCCGGACCGAGGCAUCACCUCCAUGAAGCCAGACAGACACGAUCCACGGGCUCUACUCCCAGCAGCCCACCAUUCCUGGGAACCCACCCACAGAGAAAGAAUCCCGAACCCCAGGACUCUGGGACCCCCAGGCCUCCAGGAGGUGCCCUCCUGGGAGGGCACCCCACAUCCUUGCCCUGUCUGUGGGGAAAGCUUUUGGAAGAAGAAUCAUGUAGAGAAGCACCAGGGGAGCCACUUGAAGGACCAGCCGCACGGGGCCUGGAAGAAAUUCAGUAAACAAGCUGACCUGCAGCAUCAGUGGAGCAUCCCUCGGGGACAGAGGCACUUCCGAUGUCAGGAAUGUGGGAGGAGCUUCUGCCUAAAGCGGGAUUUACUUAAACAUCUGGCCGCUCACACAGGGAAGAGCCCGCUGCAGUGCCCUGAAUGUAAUACAUGCUUCCAUCACAAGUGGACCCUUUUCAGCCACCACCUUCUGCACCAGGGGGAGAACCCUUCCCAGUGCCCCAGGUGUGGCACGAGCUUCCUCCCGAAGACCAGCGUACAGGCUCACCAGGGCCAGCACAGCGGGGUGAGGCCCGUCUUCCGGAGAGAAGGCGACAGGGCCCUCGGUGAGAAGGCCAGGCUCAGCAGUGUGCACUCAGGACCAAGGCCAGGCCCAGCCCCGGGCCUGCCUCUCGAGGAGCACUGCCACUUGAUGGGGGGCAUGGAGCUUGUCCUCCAGCGCUGCCCUGCCAGAGAGAGGCCGUUCUUUUGCACGGCCUGUGACAAGUGCUUCUCUACCAGGGCCAAGCUCACCAGCCAUGGCAGGGUGCACAAGGGGGAAAAGCCCUUCCCGUGCCUGGAGUGUGGCAAGAGCUUCCGCCUGAGUGGCCUGCUGAAGGUCCACCAGCGUGUGCACAGUGGAGAGAGACCCUUCUCCUGCAGGAAGUGCGGCAGGGGGUUCAGCAAACGGUGCAAACUCGCCGAACACACCCGAGUGCACAGCGGGGAGAAGCCUUUCUGGUGUGCCGAGUGUGGCAGGAAUUUCCGCCAGAGGGGACAGCUGCUGAGGCACCAGCGACUGCACACGGAUGAGAAGCCCUUCCAGUGCCCCGAGUGUGAGCUGAGCUUCCGUCUGAAGAGCAUGUUGAGAGCCCACCGGCUCCGACACAGUGGGGAGAGGCCCUUCUCCUGCAGUGAGUGUGGCCGCGGCUUCACUCACCAGUGUAAGCUCCGUGAGCACCUGCGUGUGCACAGUGGGGAGAGGCCCUUCCAGUGCCCCGAGUGUGACAAGAGCUUCCGCCUGAAGGGCAUCCUGAAGGCCCACCAGCGCACCCACAGCACCGAGAGGCCGUUCUCCUGUGCGGAGUGCGGCAAGGGCUUCACCAGACAGUCCAAGCUCACCGAGCACCUGCGCGUGCACAGUGGGGAGAGGCCCUUCCAGUGCGCCGACUGCGACAGGAGUUUCCGCCUCAAGGGGCAGCUGCUGAGUCACCAGCGCCUGCACACAGGAGAGAGGCCCUUCCAGUGCCCGGAGUGCGACAAGAGCUAUCGUGUGAAGGCGGACAUGAAGGCCCACCAGCUGCUGCACAGCGGGCAGAUGCCGUUCUCCUGUGAGUGCGGCAAAGGCUUUGCCAAGCAGUCAAAGCUUGUCGAACACAUCAGGACACACACGGGGGAGAAGCCUUUUCGGUGUCUGAAAUGUGACAAGAGUUUCCGCUUGAAGGCACAGCUGCUCAGCCACCAAGGCCUGCACACAGGGGAGAGACCUUUCCACUGCCCUGAGUGUGACAAGACUUUCCGGGAAAAGGGACACAUGCUUAGGCACCAGCGCAUACAUAGGCCAGAAAGGCCAUUUGCCUGUGGCGACUGUGGGAAGGGCUUCAUUUAUAAGUCCAAACUUGCCGAACACAUCCGAGUGCACACAAAAUCCUGUCGUGCUCCGAGUGGGCCUGACAUUCAGAAACGGCUCAGCCAGCUGUUUGCAAUGAUCGAGGCUGACUGGAGCUGAGACAGUGGCAGCCAUCCAGAUAAGCCGUCAUCGGGGUCAUGGUGCCUGGGGAUCCACAGCAACCAUAGCUGAACCCACUGCUGCACACGCUGGUGGACCUUCAGCAGGCCGCUCAGGGGGAAGCUCUUGUCACUCUCCAGGCACAGGUUUUAGGAACAAGGGCCCUUUUUUGAGCAAGAAUGUAAUACAAGUUAGGAAUAUAAGAAACCACUAAGAAUUUUCUUAAGUCAUCACCAGUUAUAUUUUCUAUCCAUUGAUAAAAGGAAACAUUUGUUUUUCCUACCAUCUUAAGUGGCAAUUUUCCCCCAAAUGCUUAGCUAGCUUUGAAAUCCCAGCUUGAAUUUAGACAUGAAAUCCCUCUAGUACUGGCUGUUACAUGUCAAUUCCCCUUUUCUUUUUUUCAUAGUAUGAUCCUAAGUUGGGGGUUUCAAUCCAGUGAAUUUUAGAUUUGGUUAGAUUGACUUGUUUGGAAACUGAUAGUAAUAAAACAAGUUUUCUAAGUAGUUUAUGAGCAUGUUUAAGUUUCACAGCAGUUCCACAGUGACAAUGCAUAGUUCCCUUAAGGCAGUGGUCGGCACAUUAGUCAACAGAACCAAAUAUCAACAGUACAACGGUUGAAAUUUCUUUUGAGAGCCAAAUUUUUUAAACUUAAACUUCUAACGCCACUUCUUCAAAACAGACUCGCCCAGGCCGUGGUAUUUUGUGGAAGAGCCACAUUCAAGGGGCCAAAGAGCCGCAUGUGGCUCGCGAGCCGCGAUUUGCCAACCACUGCCCUAAGGAAAAGCUGCUAAUUUCAGCAAGAGUUGGCAAAUCUGAGUUGAAGAAAUAUAAAACUGAAGGUGCUAAAAUGUAUGGUACUAGAAUUUAGCUAAGAGAUUGGGAAAGGUGUUGAUUUGGGAGUUCCAGAACAGAGAUGCUAUUUGAAGCUGAGAGAAUAAAUGAGAUUCCCAUUCACACCAUUUAGCAGAUGACUAAAUUCCAAGUUGAGAUAAAAUAACAGGCAGCAACAGCUUAGUGUGGAGAGUUUUCAAGCAAGUAAAAGUAAACACAAUACAAGUAGAAGUCCAGAAAAAUACCGCCUUUGGUACAUUAAGUGAGGGUUCUGUGUGCAUGAAGAAUGUUUAUGCUUCAGGGAAAGAGUUUUAUUUCACACAAAGAAUUCCUGGCUUUUAGAGGGUUACAUUUCAUGUAACAGAAUGGCUGACUUGUAAUUCUGAAGGCUGAUAGAAAAUGAGAUUGUCCGUAAACUGUAAUAGAUAUUACUAUGAAACAAUGUCACAGAUUAUUUUCUGUGGAACACUAGCUCCAAAGAGACUCUAAUAAAAAAAAAAAAGUGACAUGGCCAAUUUGUUUAAAUAAAGUUGAACAAUUCCCUCACCCUGCUUCCCACACACACAGGCCAUGACUCUCCAAGAGGAAGACAUAUUGUGAAUCAUAUUCUGAAU
This is a messenger RNA of Eptesicus fuscus (big brown bat), 3880 nucleotides long. RefSeq names its product zinc finger protein 786 (gene ZNF786). Gene Ontology annotation, biological process: regulation of DNA-templated transcription. The transcript is spliced from 4 exons. Lineage: Eukaryota; Metazoa; Chordata; Mammalia; Chiroptera; Vespertilionidae. The record is from RefSeq and is a predicted model, not a curated record. Bases 27 to 2435 code for a protein of 802 amino acids.